AAUGUCAUUCAGUUUUCACCUUUCGGCAGAAGCGGACGCGAAAUUCCCGUAAAUCAAGAACGAAAACAAGACGAAAAUAGUCGAACAAAUCGCAUCCAAUCAACUGAAUUGAAGAUGCCUUGCCGACCAAGCCCUUGCUGCAAGCCUCGUUGCUCGCCCUGCAAGAGGUUCUACCCUCCCGGCGGACCGUUUCUAAACUCCCGAUGCCACCCAACCUGCGGGCCCUGGUUCGCGAUGUGUGAGCCGUGCUUCCCGUGUGGACCCCGCUGCUGGGGACCAGGUGCGUGCUGUGGCCGCAUCGAGUUCUACGACCGCUAAAAUGGCUUUUCUUCCUCGAAUAAACGCACGAUUUGUUACGAACUAAA
Molecule: messenger RNA, 365 nt
Organism: Culex pipiens pallens (northern house mosquito)
Lineage: Eukaryota; Metazoa; Arthropoda; Insecta; Diptera; Culicidae
Product: male-specific sperm protein Mst84Db-like
Exons: 2
Coding region: 115-318 (67 amino acids)
Source: RefSeq, a predicted model, not a curated record